ACGCUUAUUUUACUAUCUCCCGAACACUGAUUGAUGCAUACAUACAAACGAACAUCUCGCGGGGAUGAUAAUGCAGAAAGCCCGCAUUCGAUAUUGUCCAUCCAAUGACACUGCUUCGCAUUGUUCUCUGUUGUACUAUCCUGUUAACCGGGAGCGUAUGACCAGGGAUGCCUCGAUGACAGUGAUACAGCAAGCAUAUGUUCACUGACUUCAAAUGCAGUUGGGUUUAAAGCUAAUGUGAUUGCCAACAAAAUCAUUUUGUCGGUCAUCUGGAUUACUUAAUUUGUUGAUUACUCUCAGGAUUCUAGCUUAUUGUUUUAUCAGAUACGCAUAUUCUCUGAAUGAGCUUUCGGCAUUAUGCGAUUUAUCUCGACUAUCUCGCUUCUCCUCCCGUUCGCACUUACUAUCAUCCUCCUGAUAGAUGUUACCAUAGCAACGGUAACUCUUCCCCCUUAUUUGAGUCACAGUGGUACCCUCGCACCUGGACAAGAUGAACAUGGUGGUAUACCCAUGGGGGUCUCCAACCAACGAUGUGACGACGGAAAGACCAAUUUGACCAUUGACUGGGACGGUUCUCGUGACGCAUUUGAAUGUCCCUCGGAAAGGUGGACAUCGAACAAGAUGAGCAAAAAGACAUCAAGCAUUGAUGAACAGUGCACAACAAAGACAGACAACCCUAUCCAUGUCUGCAUGAAUCGAGCCAUCAUUUAUCAUGACGUCAUUCCAACGAGUGGAGCACAUCGCCCGCUAUGGGCCAAGUACGGAGAGUAUAGAUAUCUUCCCAAACAGAGAUGGUUACAUAAUCUAGAGCAUGGAGCUGCGGUAUUUCUCUACCACCCUUGUGCCGAUAUGAAUGAAGUGACAAGAUUUAGAAGAAUUGCACGAGGAUGUCUAAGGAAACACAUCAUUACUCCAUACAAAGAACUCAGCCAGGAUCGGCCCUUUGCAGUCCUGACUUACGGAUGCAAAUUGGAACUGCCAUUCAUUGCUUCCAAUCGUAUUCGAGAAUUCCUGAGAGAGCAUGCAGGCAAAGCACCUGAAAGAAGAGUCGCAGAAGAUGGUCAAUUCAACAUUCAGCAGACCCAUAAAGCUAAGACUGUCUCUAAUGCAAACGAUUGUGUGAUCUGUCCUGCGGAGCCGUUUGAUGGAUGUCCAGGACACCACACCCAUACCAGUCGGGUCAAGCAGGCCAUCAAUAAAGCUCAUCAUCGUCCCAAGAAUGAUAAACCACGCAAGAGACAAGGAAAAAUCCAUGACUAAUUAGGCAUCAAAAUACACCAAUUUGGGGUAGGGGAAUACUAAAAUAAACUGGGGCAUGAUCCUUUUAAAAGUCAGGUUUGUCUACAAAUUUAGGUCAUGAAAAAUUAUGACAUAUCAGGUGAAGCUCUUGAUUAAAAAAAGAAAUGGGAUGUUUGUCGUUGUUUUUUCAAAGCCUAAAGGGGAGGGUACAUAUCAAAAGCUAUUCUUUGAUAUGAAAUGUGAAAUAUUAGGGGGUGAUUUAUAUUUGUUUUUGCUUGUUUAGGAAGGAUGGGGUAAUAAGGAUUAGAUCAACAGGCUAUCUCAAUGAUAAAGCAAAUACAAGAGAGAUGAAUCCAUGUAGGAAAACAAAAAAGGGUAAAAUCAAAUGUUUAAUUUCAGGGUGUAGAGAUGCUUUGCUGACAAAGUGAAUUCAAUUGUUUUUCUUAAUAUUCAACAAUUAGAGAAGUUUAUUAUGGUUAUCAUUAUUCAUAAUAUGAAGUAAUGUUAUUAUAUUGUUUACAUUUAUGAUAGCUCUCUUGUUUUGAAAAAAAAAACACAUUGCAGAAGAUAUGGAAUUAAUCUUUAAAAGCAUUCAUGCGAUUAUUUUCCUAUUUUAACUAAAGUUGAUUAAUUUCUUCUAUUAAAUACAUUUUUAAGCCAAUUUUUUUUUUGAAAUAUAUUUUACAGGGAAAUAACAGCAAUGUAUGUAUGCAGCAUUUGAAGUACAUUGAUUAUAUUUUUGGAAUUUACAUUUUAAAAUUACAUACAAUUCGAUUCCUGAGAUUAUAGUCAACAUAGUCUGUAAAGCUUUAAAACAGACAACAACAAAAUUAUUGCGAUGGAAUUCUUCAUAUAAAUAUAUAUUUACUAUAAAAGUAUUGAAUGCAUUUUAACUAAAAUUAACAAUAUGCAUCAAGUGAAAAUUAUCAGGUUCAUUUUCUGUUGUUUUGGUAAGAUAUUCUCAUGAAAAUUGUAAAGAAUAUACCAUAUAAGUAUAUAUACCAUAUACUGGAAGGCAAAAAAGGUUGAAAAUUAAACUUUAUACUGAUUCAUGAUGCAUACAUACAAAAGUGACUUUCAAAGGAUAUAUGAUUUCUGAUAUUGCAAUUGUUUUUUUAUUUCUAUAAUUUUGUACCGUUUUUAUUCACCUAUAUUUGUUAUGCGAUUUUUUUUGGGGAGUUGCUUUUUUAUUACAGUAAAGUGACACAUACUUUGGUACCACUUUUCUUCAGCUUCUUAUAAUCAAGGCUCUGCAAGACUUAUUUAAAUAGAAAUCAAUUAGGAAGCGUUUUAAUUGAGUCUUUAAAUGAAUAUUUAGAUAGUUUUAGAGUUGAACUCUUCACUAUCAUUCUUCUUCUCUUUAUCUUCUUCUGUUAAAAUGCAUCAUAGUAAAUCUUAUUUUUUGUUUUGUAUCAUAUUCUAAAUGUUGUAAUGAAUAGUUAUUUCAUUAUUCAAGUCUUGCAAAUCUUGAAACAGGAAAUCCUACAUAGUCCAGAAUAUGUUCAUGAUCAUUUUGUUAUCUCAAGCCUCUGGGAUUGCAAUCUACUACUCCUACUUGUGGUAAAGCAGAGAUUUUCUUCCCUAUCAUAUUAUCUUCUGUUUGCUAUAAUUAUAGGAACGAGAGUACUAAUAUUAAAAAAAAAAGUCUGGAUUCUGGAGAGAGCUACUUGAAUACACAAAUUAUGUAUUUAUAUUUAAUGGAAUCUUGUAUUAUUUACAGCCUCACUUUGAUAAUCUAUUAUUUACAGUAUUAGGCCUACAGUUUGUUUCUAAAUUAAUCAUACAUGUACUUUGUAUGUACCUUCAAUAUGUGAAUGUGUAAUCAAAGUUAUUUGUUAUGAUCUUUUUACAUGAAAUCAUUAAGUUGUUCUCACUUCUUUCUUGCGUGAUUUAUUCCAAUAAAAUGUAUUCUAAAUGUACUCACAAAAGUUCAUGCCAUGUGCAUAAUUGUACAUAUGUAGUUAGUGGUAUUUAUGCAAGAUUCUUGCUCCCAACAUGCAGCAUAUGCCUCCUUACAUCUCACCCUCUCUCUCUGUAACGUAAGUAUUGCAACGUGUCCAAAGCAAAUAUGGUUGUAUGGAUGUGUGGGUAUGUACCUGACUCACUUGUGAAGUUUCUAUUCCCAUAUUUUAUUUUCCAUAUGAAUAAUUCCCAUGAAGUGUUUUCCAAAUGUAUAUUCAAGCCCUCAUUACAUUGCUUUGUGAUCACUUCCCAGUACCCAUAAGGACAUAAGCUUUAAAGUAAUACAGAUAUACAUGAAGCAGGGCUCUACGACGGGUAGAUUACCCCCAGAUGUUAUGAAUAAUAUAGGAACUUCUAACAUACACAAAAGAAUACUCUGAGUGGAGUAAGAACACCAUAGAUUUUGUUAUGCACAGAAAUUCUUGAUUUUCCUUUAUUCAGUAAAUCUAUUCAAUGUUAUAGACUGUUUUCGAUGUAAGAGAUAUUGUUCUGCUUGAUUACAUGUGUCAUGUAUUUAUUGAUUUUAACUUCAUUUAUAACAAUUUCCAUGUCAGGUGAAACCAAUACGUAACUCAAGCAAAUCUUAUGUGUUCUGCUUAUUAAAAUGAGUUAAAAUGCUGAAUGCUAAGA
This is a messenger RNA of Lytechinus pictus (painted urchin), 3831 nucleotides long. RefSeq lists its product as uncharacterized. Gene Ontology annotation, cellular component: cytoplasm. The record is from RefSeq and is a predicted model, not a curated record. The coding region runs from base 358 to 1260 and encodes 300 amino acids. Lineage: Eukaryota; Metazoa; Echinodermata; Echinoidea; Temnopleuroida; Toxopneustidae. The transcript has 8 exons.